UAGUCAAACACUUCUAUAUGUUUAUGCAGUCGGACAUACAAACUUAUUUGGAUUAGUAGAAGCCUUUGUCAAAGUAAGGAGAAGACAAAAGUUCCAUAAAAAUGAUGUACAUAAGUAUUUUUUUUUAUCGGUAAUGAUGUACAUAAGUAUUGACUGUACUCCUGAUAAAUUGGCCUUUAUGUACUGAUACGCAUUGUUUGUUGCUCUCUUUCUUUUUCCUCAUUGAUGCUUGGCUUAGGUGUUUUUGUUGUUUUAUGUUAUAUAUCAUAUUCAUAUUCAUAUAUAAGAUAUGAACAAUUGUAGUUGAGUAGUUUUAUUUGUAAUUUUGUAGAUUAUUUAUAUUAUAUAUGUAUAGAUUUACAAAUUACAAUCAUGUGGGUGUAGGUGUGUUUGUGAUUAGGAUAAGAAGUGAGGGUGCCAGUUCUAAUUAUGUUUGUAAUAAUUGCUUACUAAAUGAAAUUUUUGUAUUUUUAGCCUUGAAAAUAGCAUAAAAGUCAAUGAUAUUUUACAAAACAUGUUUUAGGUGCCACGGUGUUGAUUAAAAAGCAUUGUGCCACAUGUUUGGUUGCAUUGCCAUAUUCGUAUCAUAUUUGUAUCACGUAUCUGUAUAUGUGCUUCAUGGUUGGUAGUUCUACCAUACUUAUAUAUGUUGAAUGAAACCAUCGGCUCCAAGCUUGUUUGAGUGAUGUUUUUUUUUUUUUGUGGUGUGUAUAUAAUUGAAAGUAGCAAAUAUAUAUAUAUAUAUAUAUUCACAAACAUGUAUACACACAUCAAAGGAUUGGUCUUUUCUGUAACUGAUUUCAUGCGUUGACUGUAUAUUGUAGUUGAAGAUUUGAGAACCUGAUUCUUGGGGGGGAAAAGACAAGGGAUUGACCUUCCAAUGGGGUCGUUUUAGACAUUUUGAUUAUUUAAGUUGAUGUCAAUACCUCCAGAUGGUGGGAGUUUGGCUGGCUAGAUAUUGGUUUCUCACUAGGGUAGGGUAUCCCAGGAAGCAUCAUAAAGAACAAUUUAUGGAUAUAGGCAUUGAUCAUGGCUUGCAACUUUCAGUUGGUAGCAUAUUUUUCUUUUUUCCACUUCUCUGUUCUUUUUUCUUUAUCUUUUUCUUUUUAAUUUUUAGCAAAAUAUCAUGUGUUAAUGACUCAACUGACCAACCCUUAUUGGAUCAUUGAGUGCAUAUACUUACUGCACAUUGUUUUGUUGUUAUGGGGUGAUCAUGACAUGUGUUCAAUGUUAACUACUCUUGACUGAAGAUUUUUGUUUAUUUCUUCAGAAACCACAGUUCAAGAUGAACAAUGGAGUGUUGGAUAUGAUAUUUUUUUUUUAGCAACACAUGUAGGUGGUUUCUAGAGCAGUUAUUUUCCUUCGGGGUUUCUCAUAGCUGGGUUACAAGUGCAUUAAAUAUGCAGGGUGUGCAAUGAACAUACAAACUAUUAGGAGGUCUAAUCCCGUUUUUAUUUCAAUAUCUGUUCAUAUCUGUGUUUUUGUUUUUGUGUUCGCUUGCAUGCAUUUGUUUUGACCUUUUUACCACUUUGAGCUUAAUUUAAAACAGGAGAAUAUUUAGAUUUAAAUGAAAAGGGUAGCACUAGGUAAAAACAAUGGAUUGAUUAGUUUGUAUCAAACAUGUCCUGUGAUUAACUCUGGUUCUUGUUGGCAUUAAUGCUAGUGAUGCAUGGUAUUCCUGCAAUCUUUGACAUCUUCUGUUAUCCGUGUUGCUUAUCCUGUGCUUUUUUUUUGCAGAGAAACAGCUCAGACUGGUGGGACUCCUGGAGCACAAAACAAUAUGGGACUGGAGUUGUUGAUGAAUGUGUUUGGUGGACUCGGAGCUGGGGGCUUAAAUCUUCCAAAUACACCUGAUGUGCCUCCAGAAGAGCUUUAUGCUACUCAACUGUCACAGCUUCAAGAAAUGGGUUUCUUUGAUACCCAAGAGAAUAUUAGGGCAUUACGGGCCACCUCAGGAAAUGUUCAUGCUGCUGUGGAGCGACUUUUAGGGAACCCUGGCCCGUAGUCAGUACACCUAUUUUGAAAUUUAAUCAAAGAUUCAGUUGGGCAUGUAAAAGUUAUCGAUUUGGACCAGUGUCUCAUAAAAGACAAGAUGUGUUGGCACUUUCAAUUCCAUUUUGGGCUGUGUGAAUAAGAAAGUACACACUUCCAUGGUAAGAGGUGAACUUGGUGGACAAAGGCUUUUUCUUUACCAGGCAGUUACAUGCCCUCUCUCUCUCUCCCUCCCUCCCUCGCUCUCUCUGCCAGUGCGCUGAUGUACAUACACAUUUAAGUAAUUCUUCUGUGAAAUAUUUUCAGAUUUUAUGGAUAUUGAAGGAUGUUGUGAUGCAAUUCUUGCCCUGUUCCAUUUUGAUAUUUAGUUGAACAGCAUUUGUUUUGGGAA
This is a messenger RNA of Camellia sinensis, 2383 nucleotides long. NCBI's taxonomy places the organism in Eukaryota, Viridiplantae, Streptophyta, Magnoliopsida, Ericales, Theaceae. The record is from RefSeq and is a predicted model, not a curated record.